Messenger RNA from Thelazia callipaeda (thelaziosis nematode), 2514 nucleotides. NCBI's taxonomy places the organism in Eukaryota, Metazoa, Nematoda, Chromadorea, Rhabditida, Thelaziidae. The record is from the annotation of a GenBank genome assembly.
AUGAUUCAUUAUUUGACAGAAGAAAGUAAUGCAUUGACAAUGGUCGAUAUUAUGGCUGGCUCACUGGACAAAUAUGAUUUUUCGGGGAAUUUGGAAAUGGAAUGCAAAGACAUUGCGGAAAAACAUCUAGGCGAGGAAGUGGAAGAUGGUGAACUACCUGAGGAAGGUGAAAUCUGCGACGACGAUUUCGAAGGACGUGAAAGUGAAUUUGUACGAAGUGAUGAAGUGUUAGCGAGCGCAUCUUCAAGUCAUUCAUCUCAACGUAAAUCACGUGAUUUCGACAAAGAGGAAGUAGUGAUUGUCGGGAACACAGAAAGCAUAAUCAAUUCGUGGAUGACAGGCUUAAAACAACGUACCAAAUCUGGUACCACGGGAUCUCCAACAAUUGAUGCAAAUGAAGAAUAUUAUGGAUAUGGGAACAGUUCCCCUCGUGAUGGAUCUGGAGACAAGGAUUAUAGAAACCGAGUGGAUGAUGCAGCUGAUAAGGACUAUCGUUGGUUACGUGAUGAAGAUGGGGCAAGAACUGUUGGUGACAUUAAUGAAUUUGGCGAUAGUGAUUACAGAGGUGGAUCUCCGAAAUUAGAUAGGCGUCGUCGACGUUCUGGAAGUCCAGCAUACAGUGGUCCAAAGCGACCAAGACAUUCUCCACCAAUGCGAGGUGGUUAUCGUGGAAGAGGUUUCAGAGGCCGUUGGGGUGAUCGCCAGAUUUGUAAAUUUUUUCGUGAAGGCUACUGUAGAGAUGGCGACAAUUGUUCCUAUUCUCAUGACGCAGCUGAUUCUGGUCGGAAAGCUGAACUAUGCAAAUUUUACCAACAAGGUUUUUGUAAGAAAGGUCUUCAGUGCUCAUUGUUGCAUGGAGAAUAUCCGUGCAAAGCUUUUCACAAAGGAGAAUGCUCAAAAGACCCAUGCCAGUUUUCGCAUUUGCCUCUCAACAGUUUCACUCAACCAAUAUUUGACCAGAUGAUCAAGGAUGACGAAUUAGCAUCUCGCAUAGCCAUUCCUCAGGGUCCUCUAAAACGACGGGUUCUGCUUCCUGGUGGACCAAGUUCGUCACCCAGUACUCCUUCAAUUGUACCAGUGCUUGUUACAGUGACUGCAGAUGGCGGACUAACUGGAAAUGUCAUACCUCCACCUUCUGUCGUUGUUCCGACUCUUUCGUCUACAGCAACUCCUGUAAGUAUCGCUCAACCUCAGCUGGUCAUACCAUCAAAUUUAACCGCCAGUCAGACUCCAUAUCCUGCUUUCUUUCCGCAUCAUUCAAUUCCAGCUCCGGCUGUUGUAAACUCAUCUUUAAAUACUACUGUGCCUGGAUUGGCUCCUCAGUCAGUUCAGAAUACAUCAUCUGUUUUACAGAAAUAUACGGCGGCUGUGGAUAAACGUAAUUUGCCGGAGGAUGAAGAAGACAGCUCAUUUAACAUCAGUAAAAUGUUAGAGCAAAUAACAGCAAAAGUAAAGAAGGACAAUUUUGUGGAUGAUUCUCCUGCUAGUCCUCCUACUUUUAAUCCAGAUUCAAUCGCUAGCGAAAGCGCUCCAACUAUUCCGGAAGCAAACGUUUUAAUAUGGAAACUUCAUUCAAUUGAUGAUAUACCAAGUCCCCAGACUAAUAUUGACUCUAAAAUACUACAAAUGUCAUUAACUGAUUCUGCUCUUCGUAAUGAUCCGCGAAUAAAAAAAGCUUUGGCGUCUCAGUUCGAUGCAUUCACCAAUUCUCUAAUGAAUGCUGCACCACCACCGUUACCGCAACCGGCACAGGUGGUUACACAGCAGUCAAUUUCCACUACAACGACAGUUGCUUCUGUUGCAUCUGCUGCUUCUAUCGAUUUUCCUAGAGAAGAUUCUACGUUCUCCAUAUUAUCUGAAACAGUUUUCACUCUGUGGUCUCUCAAAAAACUUCAUUACAGUUCAUCGAAACUAACUGAUCCAAGAAUGUCCAUUGUUAAUCGAGAUCCGCGCAAAAGACUUGUGGCCGGUGACCCACGUGUGGCGACAAUCAGCGACUCACGUUUAGUUUCAACUACAGCCUCAGCAGAUCCACGUCUUGGCACCUUAAACAAUAUGGCUGUUGGACAAGUGCCAUCAGCAUCUACACCACGAGCAGGAGUUGAUAAUCUUUUUGCAACUGUCUCCCUAACAAGUCGUGAUCAGGAUCAUCGUUUGCAGUCUAGCUACGAAAUUAAUCAGGCUGAAGAACAUGCUAUAGAACGAAGCAUUGGAUAUGAUGGUCACCGAAGUUCAGGGAGUAGUUGGAUGCCGCAAGUUCGAGCUACCAUUGAUCCGCGUCAAGUAAAAAGGUAUGGAAUGUCGGGGUAUAGGAAUGAACUUAACAGCAGUCAAGAUCGUGAUGAAAGAAUGUUAAGUCGUGCAAGAGUGGAUGACACUAAGUUGUCUCCAAAUAAUCUGCUCACAACAAGUGUUACAACACCUCAAGCUCCUCUUUCACUACGCGAAAAAAGGAAGAACAAUGAAUAUGAAAGUCCCUUGAGCAGGAUUCCUGAGAAAUCUCGAUGGACAUAG